Molecule: messenger RNA, 3076 nt
Organism: Cylas formicarius (sweet potato weevil)
Lineage: Eukaryota; Metazoa; Arthropoda; Insecta; Coleoptera; Brentidae
Exons: 19
Coding region: 158-2920 (920 amino acids)
Molecular function (GO): oxidoreductase activity
Source: RefSeq, a predicted model, not a curated record
GCACGCGAAAUAAAUUAAUUCAGCGCCAAAACCUGUUAUCGCGCCAAGUAAACAAUUCAAUGAUUAUUAUUGAAAAUCCAUCUCCUGAUUAAACGAAUAGUUUCGUGGUGACAUUGGUGUUUGUACAAUACUUAAACUCUUACCAAGGAUUAACGAGAUGUCUCUAGCCCGAUGGGUCGGAAAAGUAGCUGUUGUGACCGGAGCCAGUUCGGGCAUUGGUGAGGCCAUUGCGAAGAAAUUAGUAGAAAAUGGAGUUACGGUGGCAGCUUUAGCAAGAAGGGAUGACAGGCUCAAUUCCCUGGCCAAACAGCUAACUGGUGAAAAAGGAAAGUUAUAUCCAGUGAAAUGCGAUGUUCGCGAAGAAGAGAGUAUAAUAUCAGCAUUUCGGGAAGUUCGUGAGAACUCAGGGCCAGUCCACAUUUUAGUAAAUAACGCUGGACUAACGCAAGUCACAAGUCUUAUUGACGGCGAUGCAGACAAAUGGAGAACGAUUUUUGACACAAACGUUAUGGGUUUGUGUAUCGCCACCAGGGAGGCGGUAAAAGAUAUGAAAGCCAAUAAAACCGACGGACACAUAAUCCAUAUCAACGGUACCGUUGGAUAUAAAGUUUUGGAUAUUCCCAAAUUUAACGUUUACCCUGCUUCCAAAUAUGCCGUAACGGCAUUGGCAGAAACGCUAAGGUACGAGUUGAAUGGUGAAGGGCUUAAAAUAAAAGUGACGGGAAUCUAUCCCGGAUUAGUCCAGUCAGAAUUUGCAGAGAAAGGAUUGUUAGGCGAAAAUCAAGAUCCCCAUUUGGCGGAGGUUUUGAAGGUUUUGCCUAAAAUAUAUCCCAGCGAUGUAGCCGAUUCGGUGAUUUAUGUUCUCUCCACCCCUCCUCAUGUCCAGGUGUCGCAACUCCGACUAUUUGCAGUUGGUGACAAAAAUAACUUAAAAUUGGAAAUUCAGGCAAAAGAAGUUAAGUUUGAAGAUUUAGAGGCAUGCGCCGAAGAAUACUUACCAUCUAACAGCUAUAUGCCCACAACAAGUCAAUUUCUCACUGUCGAAGGAGGAUGUGGGAAUAGAAAUAUUGUAAUGGCACCGAAACAACUUACGCGGAAUCAACAGUUUGAAGGAAGAAAUAUUUACCAGACAAGAUGCAAUACUAAUUUGUCCCUAGUAUCGGAUCCAACAAAGGAGAAACUGAUCUUGCGACCUUUGGGGGAAGUAGCAGACCCGCUGUAUCGUUUGGCUUUUUGGUAUUCUCUGGAUGCUAUUUGUAGUCAAAGGCCUUCUUGCGGCUGGUUCCGGCAUAGUCAAUCGAAGCUGUACUUGGACGAAAACGGUCAGCUAACAAAAAAUGUUUUUCUAUCGGAACAAUUUCUACUUAAACGCUCUUGCCACAAGGGCAGCGUUUAUUUUAUCGCACAAACAAGUGGGAAACUGCUAACUGUUAAGGGCGGUUGCGGCAAUACAGUGAUAUCACUAGAACCGAAACGGUUAACACAAAACCAGAGAUUUGAUUUUCUGGAUGGAGCUCACAUUACAAGCAAGUGUGACCCGACCUCAAUCGUUGGAUUAGCUGAUAACAAUGAGACGUUAGCUGUAAAGAAGAACGACCCCGCGGAUUAUACGAAGAAUAGGAUUGGGUUGGUGACAUUAUUGUUUUUAGAUUAUUUUAAAGAUCCAUUUGUAAUCAGCCAUAGCCAAUCGAAACAGUAUUUGGAUGAGAACGGUCGACUAACUAAAAACCUUUUUCUAACGGAAAAAUUUCUUCUUAAACGCUUUGCCACCAAGGCAGUGCUUAUUUUGUCGCGCAAACAAGCGGCCGUAAAUCAAAAUUCGUCAAGAAUAGAGCAAACUGGUUUAAACAGUGUUAUAGUCCACAUCGAGAAUUACAAUUUUUGUCUUUACGGUUUUCUUGUAUCACACACGCUGCUCGAGAUAUUUAAAAAAAUCCAUGUGAAACUCGCGCUCACUUUAGACGCGAUGACGUCACCUACUACUACGACGAAACUGCUAACCGUUAAAGGUGGUUGCGGCAAUACGGUGAUAUCACUAGAACCGAAACAGUUAACAAAAAAACAGAGAUUCGGUUUCCUGGAUGGAACUCACAUUACAAGCAAGUGUGACCCUAACUCAAUCGUUGGGAGUACGCAUAUGCUCAUAUUUUUUUUUAAAAUGGCCUACACGUUGGAACGAUGGAUUGGAAAAGUGGCUGUAGUUACAGGUGCCAGUUCUGGAAUAGGUGAAGCUAUAGCUAGGCGACUUGUAUCAGAAGGUUUAAUCGUUGUCGGUCUUGCGAGACGCAAAGAACGUUUGGAAUCACUUGAAAAACAACUAAAAAUCUCGAAAGGAACAUUUCACCCAGUAACUUGCGAUAUUUCCAAAGAAGAAGACAUACUCAAUGCGUUUAAGUAUGUUAAGGAAAAUUUGGGAUAUGUUCAUAUCCUAAUAAAUAAUGCCGGAAUUGGGGUAUUCACAAGCCUUACAAGUGGUGAUUCGGCGAUAUGGCGUCGGGUUUUUGAAGUAAACGUUCUCGGACUUUGCAUAGCUACCAAAGAGGCUUACCAACAAAUGGCCGAAAAUGGUGUAAACGGACACAUUAUUCACAUCAAUAGUAUAUUGGGGCAUAAAGUAUCAGCCGUCUCUGAUGUUUACAAUGCCAAUGUUUAUCCUGCAAGUAAAUUUGCAGUUAAGGCACUGGCGGAAAGUUUGAAGAUGGAACUAAGUUAUUUGAAAAAGAAAAUAAAAAUAACAAAUUUGAGUCCAGGUAGGGUAAAAACUGAAAUUCUUGAAGCGGGAAACUUUGCUAAGGAACUUGUGGAUACAGCCUAUAAAGGAGAAACGUUGUACCCUGAGGAUAUAGCGGAAUGUGUGGUAUUUGCUCUAACCACACCUCCUCACGUUAAUAUCAACGAACUCAUUGUUACCGAACUCUAAUACGGAAGCCGCUGCAGAGUUCUUCUUGUUUAUUAGGAGAAGCAAUUCAUCAGAUUUCUUCGAUUUCCGUCAGAUAACACUGGAUACAAUGCAAAGCUAUUUUAGGUAACUUGAACGGACAGAUGGACAUCAAUCUUUUGAGAGUUUUUCUUUCCA